Perognathus longimembris pacificus (Pacific pocket mouse) is the source of this 801-nucleotide messenger RNA. It is a transcript of the gene Tmem81, whose product is annotated as transmembrane protein 81. The transcript has a single exon. NCBI's taxonomy places the organism in Eukaryota, Metazoa, Chordata, Mammalia, Rodentia, Heteromyidae. The coding region runs from base 1 to 801 and encodes 266 amino acids. The record is from RefSeq and is a predicted model, not a curated record.
AUGGAGGCCGCUCGUUCUGUGCUUGGGAUUCUGGUGUGGGCCACCUACCCUAUGCUGGUGACCUCCCUCGCAACAGUGGCCAUCCCCAAGACCCCCGAAACAAUGGCCAUCCCCAAGCAGCUGCAAGAAGCUGUGGGGAAAGUGGUGGUCAACACCACCACUUGUUCUGUCACCUGUGGCCUUGGCUACAAGGACGAGACCGUCUGUGUGGUGGGCCCCGACGGGGUGAGGAGGAACUGCACGUCCCAGCGCCAGGAGUGCCUGAGCAGCUGGAGCUGCGGGAUGCUGCAUUUCACCGUGCUCAAGGGCAGCGUGUUUGAGCUCAGCUGUCUCAGUGCGGAUAUCCUACAGGUCGGGGAGGAAGCGUUCCGCUUCACCUGGAAAGUCGCUCGGGGUGUCAUCUCCAUUAACGACCUGAUCUUCAAACCCUACCGAUCCAACUCGCACUUUCUCCUGUUCAAGCCCGUGCUAGAGGCUCACGCGGGGACUUACCGCUGCGAUGUGCAGCAGCUGAAAAACUUGAGGCUCGUCAAGAGGCUCUAUUUUGGGGUGAGGGUCCUUCCACCCAAACUGGUGAACCUGAAUUUUGACCAGUCCCUUACUGAGAGUCAGAAGUUGCUAGAUAAGGGCUUGGAAGUUAAUCUAGACAACGAUUCCAGGCCUUCCAAACCAAAGUGGCGAAAGAAGGUGACAUGGACCCUGGGCUCAGGUGCUGCCAUUGGAGUGUUUGUUGGGGUUUUGUUGAGCGUUGUUCUCUGCAAAGUUGUGGAUGCGCUCUAUGGCACAGAGAGCCCGAACUAG